This is a messenger RNA of Nerophis lumbriciformis (worm pipefish), 588 nucleotides long. The record is from RefSeq and is a predicted model, not a curated record. Lineage: Eukaryota; Metazoa; Chordata; Actinopteri; Syngnathiformes; Syngnathidae.
AUGGGAGAAGCUCAGAAGGUUAGUGGAGCGAUUCAACCACAGGGCUUACUCUCCGUCAUUGAGAAAUUGAAGGGAACUAGCGAGCAGGAAGUUCGAAUAGUUCUUCUGGGCCUGGAUAAUGCAGGUAAAACCACCCUGCUCAAGAGCCUUGCCUCUGAGGAUGUUAACACCAUCACACCUACACAGGGCUUUAACAUAAAGAGUGUUGCUUCUCAUGGUAUGAAACUUAACGUGUGGGAUAUUGGAGGGCAAAGGAAGAUCAGAUCUUUCUGGAAAAAGUACCUGGAAAACACAGAUCUUUUGAUUUAUGUUAUUGACAGUGCGGACAAAAAGCGAUUUGAAGAAACCGGCCUGGAGUUGUCGGAGCUGAUAGACGAGGAGAAUCUGAAGGGCGUUCCGGUGCUCAUCUUUGCUAAUAAGCAAGAUCUGGCCACAGCUUCACCGGCCAGUGAGAUUGCUGAAGGGCUAAACCUUCAUACGUACAGGGACCGUGAGUGGCAGAUUCAGGCCUGCUCAGCUGUGUCUGGGGAAGGAGUUCAGGAUGGUAUGAACUGGAUUUGCAACAACAUCAUGAAUAAGAAAAAGUGA